Blastomyces gilchristii SLH14081 is the source of this 905-nucleotide messenger RNA. RefSeq lists its product as uncharacterized. The coding region runs from base 297 to 611 and encodes 104 amino acids. NCBI's taxonomy places the organism in Eukaryota, Fungi, Ascomycota, Eurotiomycetes, Onygenales, Ajellomycetaceae. The record is from RefSeq and is a predicted model, not a curated record. The transcript has a single exon.
UCAUGGAUGGUCGAUGGUCGUAGGGCGCAGUUGAAGAUCUUGUUGAACCCUAGCCAUCCGUUUUCCUGCACUGACUAUUUAAUAAUAAACUGUGAUACCGCACUGGAAGAGUGCUCUCCUCCGUUAAGUAUUUAUACCUUAGCUCCUCGAGUAUGCCUGUGUAACCAACGAGAAAGCCUCCUAACCCCCUUCGAUUCCGUAAUAUUCCACCCGUUUUGCUAUCCCAGCAUCACUUCCUCUUGGAUUCCUCUAUCAAAACAGCUUACCCAGUCUACCUGUCUUUCUCAAAACACACAAUGCGGCUAUCUCACACCAUGAGCACCCUCCUGCUUCUCGCUCACGCCGCAAUCGCCUCCGCUCUUCCAAUCUCAGCCGAGAACGCCAACGAAUUGAACAAGCGAAUGGACCAAUUCGAGAUCUCCUGGCUCAGCGCCCCAAAUGAAGCCGGCGCAGAAGAGCCCGCGCAACGCCGUGCUGUGCUGAAAGAUGAAGCACCUAAUAACAUCGACAAACGCCUUCCGAAAUUGGGCAUGUGGGCCAGCCCCAAGGAAGAGGUUAUGUUUAUGGAUAACAAGGAGCCCGCUUCUGGGGCUUUGGCUGCUAGGCACUAAGCACGAUGAUUGAAUGAAUGGGUGAGAUGUUCCUUCGGUUUGCUUGCGAGGAGGGGUUGUUUCGGUGGACUGGAAAAGUUAUGCAUAUCAUGAAGGAAGCGGACGUGGUGCGGGUGCAAGAUUGAUCUUUGGACAUUUUCGGGCUUGCUGGGUGAUGGGAAAGAUAGGAGUAACAGCGCAUCUGGGUAGGUGGGGAAAGGAUUUACUCUUCGAUGGGGGAGCCUAAGAAUCUAGCAAAGGAAAUUCAUAGUUUAAUCGUGUUGGUAGGGAGUGAGGACUGGGAGGCAACUUUCU